AUGCAACACGAACAGACCCUAAGUAAUAACAUUAUGGCGGCAAACAAGGAAAUUCUAUUGAUGGACACGGAAGAUGAUGAAAUAAUAGCCUAUGCAGCUUCUCAAAUUGAGAAGCUGCAUGUGGCACAAUCCAAAUCACACGCGGAUACAUCGGCCCCGCCACCGGCGUCGUCGCUGCCACCACCGACGACGACGAUGACAAUGGGUCCCCCACCACUGCUGCCGUCGACAACGUCGGUCCUUCCGACGACGUCGGUCCCACCACCGUCGGCGCCGACAACGACAAUGGACCCCCCACCACCGCCGCCGUCGACUACGUCGGUCCCUCCGACGACGUCGGUCCCAACAUUGCCACCGCCGCCGACAACACCGAUCUCGUCGAUCCCGCUGCCGAUGCCGACGACAUCGAUCUCGCCGACGACGCUAGCCUCGCCGACAUGGUGGACUCCGUACGGUCCAUACCCAUACGCAUGGCCAUAUUCAUGGGGAUUUGUACCCCCACCACCACCACCACCACCACCACCACCACCACCACCACCACCAUCACCAUCACCGCAAUCGUCACAGCAAAUGACAAAACGUAAGAAAAAAAUUAUCAUUUAUUAAUAUUUUUUAAAUAAAUAAUAUUUUAUAAAUAAAUAAUAUUUUUAUUUUCUUUUUACAGCUCCUCGCUGGCAACGUGGUGGCCAAAAAAAAGAUAGAAAAGGUUACGGACAAGACCAUGGUGGACGAGGCCGUGAUGGACGAGGCCGUGGCAGGCGAAUCCGCGGGAGAGACCGUGGGCAAAACAUUUAUAUUAGUUACAGUUAAAAAUAUAAGUAAUAUAGAAUGGAUAUAUAUGUGACAGUAGCUGUGUGUGUGUGCGUACAAAAUAAAAUAAAUAUUUUUUAUUAUAAUUCCAGAUAUACUGCAUAUUUGUUCCAGAUUUUGCCAAG
Messenger RNA from Monomorium pharaonis (pharaoh ant), 935 nucleotides. Its product is annotated as branchpoint-bridging protein-like. Lineage: Eukaryota; Metazoa; Arthropoda; Insecta; Hymenoptera; Formicidae. Bases 1 to 606 code for a protein of 201 amino acids. The record is from RefSeq and is a predicted model, not a curated record. The transcript has 2 exons.